AUGGCCUUGCAGUGCCUGCCGAGAGAGGGAGAAGACAGCAGAGAGGUUGCCAAGAUGCCCUGCAAACCCCAGAUCAUGUCUCUGUGGGGGUUGGUUUCCCAGAUACCCCCAGAAAAACUGCAGCGGCUCUACGUCGACUUUCCCCAGCACCUGCGGCAUCUCCUGGGUGACUGGCUGGAGAAACAGCCCUGGGAGUUCCUGGUCAGCUCGGAUGCCUUUUGCUGCAACAAGGCCAGCUCCCUGCUUUCUGCCACCGUCCAGCACCUUCAGGCCUCCGCCAGAAAGCAGGGGGAGGGGAGUGCCAUCUUGCAGCAUAUCAGCACCCUGGAGAGCAUCUAUCAGAGGGACCCCCUGAAGCUGGUGGCCAUAUUUAGACAAAUACUUCAAGGGGAGAAAAGAGCUGUUAUGGAACAGUUCCGCCACCUGCCAAUGUCCUUCCACUGGAAGCAGGAGGAACUCAAGUUUAACACAGCACUGCAGCGGCUGCGGCACCGAGUGGGGGAGAUCUGCCUCCUCCGAGAAGCCCUGAAGCAGGAGGCUGAGGCUGGCCAAGUGUCUCUGCACAGCUUGAUAGAAACGUCUGCCAAUGGGACUGGGCCCAGCGAGGCCCUGGCCACGGUGCUGCAGGAGACUGUGGGGGAGCUAGAGGCUGCCCAGGCCCUGGUGCUGAAGAGGAUCCAGAUCUGGAAGCGGCAGCAGCAGCUGGCAGGGAACGGCGCGCCCUUCGAUGAGAACCUGACCCAACUACAGGAGAGGUGUGAGAGCCUGGUGGACAUUUAUUCCCAGCUGCAGCAGGAGGUGGGGGCAGCUGGUGGGGAGCUUGAGCCCAAGACCCGGGCAGCGCUGAUGAACCGGCUGGAUGAAGUCCUGCGAACCCUCGUCACCAGCUCCUUCCUCGUGGAGAAGCAGCCCCCUCAGGUUCUGAAAACUCAGACCAAGUUUCAGGCUGGAGUUCGGUUCCUGCUGGGCCCACGGUUCCUGGGGAACUCUGCCAAGUUCCCGCUGGUCAGGGCCGACAUGGUGACGGAGAAGCAGGCGAGGGAGCUGAGCAGCCCCCAGGGGCCUGGGGCCGGAGUAGAAAGCUCUGGGGAGAUCACCAACAACACCGUGCCCUUCGAGAACAUUGGCUCUGGGAACUGCUGCUCCGCCCUGUUCAAGAACCUGCUUCUGAAGAAAAUCAAGCGGUGUGAGCGGAAGGGCACGGAAUCAGUCACGGAGGAGAAGUGUGCUGUGCUUUUCUCUACCAGCUUCUUGCUCGGCCCCAACAAACUUCCCAUCCAGCUCCAGGCUCUGUCUCUGCCCCUGGUGGUCAUUGUCCAUGGCAACCAAGACAACAAUGCCAAAGCCACCAUCUUGUGGGACAACGCCUUCUCUGAGAUGGACCGUGUGCCCUUUGUGGUGGCUGAGCGGGUGCCAUGGGAGAAGAUGUGCGAAACUCUGAACCUCAAGUUCAUGGCUGAGGUGGGGACCAACCAGGGGCUACUCCCGGAGCACUUCCUCUUCUUGGCCCAGAAGAUCUUCAACGACAACAGCCUCAGCAUAGAGACCUUCCAGCAUCGUUCUGUGUCCUGGUCACAGUUCAACAAGGAGAUCCUGCUGGGUCGUGGCUUCACCUUUUGGCAGUGGUUCGAUGGUGUCCUGGACCUCACCAAACGCUGUCUCAAGAGCUACUGGUCAGAUCGGCUGAUCAUUGGCUUCAUCAGCAAGCAGUAUGUCACCAGCCUUCUUCUCAAUGAGCCUGACGGAACGUUCCUUCUUCGCUUCAGUGACUCAGAGAUUGGAGGCAUCACCAUUGCCCACGUCAUCCGGGGCCAGGAUGGUUCCCCACAGAUAGAAAACAUCCAGCCAUUCUCCGCCAAAGACCUGUCUAUCCGUUCACUGGGGGACCGGAUCCGGGACCUCGCUCAGCUCAAGAACCUCUACCCCAAGAAACCCAAGGACGAGGCUUUCCGGAGCCAUUACAAGCAUGAGCAGAUAGGGAAGGAUGGCAGGGGUUACGUCCCAGCGACCAUCAAGAUGACUGUGGAAAGGGACCAACCACUUCUCGCUCCAGAGGCCCAUAUGUCUGCUAUGCUGCCCACUUAUGAUCUUAGAAUGGCCCCCGACUCCAUGACCAUGCAGCUCAGCCCAGAUAUGGGGCACCAGGUGUACCCACCGCACUCUCACUCUAUCCCUUCAUAUCAAGUCCUCUCCCAGGAGGAAUCAGGCAAUGUGUUCCCAGAACCUCACCUGCAGAUGUCCUCCAACCUGAACCCGAUGAGCCUGCCCUUUGACCAAUCUCACCCUCAGAGCCUGCUACUGUGCCAGACUCAGGAGCAUGCCAUGUCCAGCCCCGAGCCCCUGCUCUGCUCCGACGUGACCAUGGCAGAAGAGAACUGCUUGAACCAGCCAGUAGGGGGGUUCUCUCAACGCACCUGGGUUGGCGAAGACAUGUUCCCACCCCUGCUGCCGCCCACAGAACAGGACCUCACCAAGCUUCUCCUGGAGGGGCAGGGGGAACCGGGGGGAGGGCCUAUGGGAGCCCAGCCCCUCCUGCAGCCCAACCCCUACGGGCAGUCUGGGAUCUCAAUGUCCCACAUGGACCUAAGGGCCAACCCCAGUUGGUGA
This is a messenger RNA of Pipistrellus nathusii (Nathusius's pipistrelle), 2607 nucleotides long. NCBI's taxonomy places the organism in Eukaryota, Metazoa, Chordata, Mammalia, Chiroptera, Vespertilionidae. The record is from the annotation of a GenBank genome assembly.